CAAACACCCAUACCCCGAGCCACUCUUGAUCCUCCUUGGAGCCUUCCCUGGCAGGGACUUAAUGCGCAACGACCGACAACGGGACGGUUGCUCCAAGUAGAAUCCCUAGAGUGGCUUGGCCUGACAUUGGAGUGAGACUUCAGCCCCAGGCUGGGGUUCUUUCAAUUUAGAGGAGACGGAUUCAGAGGGGCUACAGACCAAGAUUGUUGAAAACCAGACAUAUGAUGAGCGUCUAGAGAUUAACGACUCUGAAGAGGUUGCAAGUAUUUAUACUCCAACCCCAAGACACAGAGGACUUUCUCAUUCUGCUCAUCUUCCUAACAAGACUAUGGCUGACAACAGCAGUGAUGAAUAUGAAGAAGAAAAUAACAAGGUCCUAAGUGAGGGCAUGCCACAGGUUCCAAGCCACAGAGGCAAAGACAUGGACCCCAUCCCAACUGCCUCUGCAAGCCCCAAGCAUCACCACACCCUUUCUCAUGGACUUGAGAGGGUGGGAUGGUACAUAGAAAACCAGAAACUCAGAAAGGAGAAGAAGGCCUCACAGCUGACACCUAAGAGGGGCUUCAGUGAGAAUGGUGAUGACGACGACGACGACGACGACGACGACGACGACGGCGACUCAUCUGAAACGGAUUCUGAUGAAGAUGAUGAUGAGGCGCAUGGAGCCCCUCUGGAAGGGGCAUAUGAUCCUGCAGAUUUUGAGCAUUUGCCAGUUUCUUCUGAGAUUAAAGACCUCUUCCAAUAUAUCAAUAGGUAUACACCUCAGUUGAUUGAGCUGGACCACAAACUGAAACCUUUCAUUCCUGAUUUUAUCCCAGCUGUCGGGGAUAUUGAUGCAUUCUUAAAGCAACAUAUGAAAGUAAAGAGCCUGGAAGAUGCAGAAAAGAAUCCCAAAGCCAUUGACACAUGGAUUGAGAGCAUCUCUGAGUUACAUCGUUCUAAGCCCCCUGCAACUGUGCACUAUACUAGGCCCAUGCCUGAUGUUGACAUGCUGAUGCAGGAAUGGUCCCCAGAGUUUGAAGAGCUUUUGGGCAAGGUGAGCCUGCCCACGGCAGAGAUUGAUUGCAGCCUAGCAAAGUACAUUGACAUGAUCUGCGCCAUCCUAGACAUCCCUAUCUACAAAAGUCGGAUUCAGUCCCUCCACUUGCUCUUUUCCCUCUACUCGGAAUUCAAGAACUCACAGCAUUUUAAAGCUCUAGCUGAAAGCAAGAAAGCAUUCACCCCUCCAUCCAACUCUACCUCCCAAGCUGGAGAUGCAGAGACUUUAACCUUCAGCUGAGACACCUCCCAGGUCACUUCACUCUGUUUCAAGGCUGAGCAGCCUCCUCUAUCUCAGCUGAGAAGAAGAGAUUGUUAUCAGCCACCUGAUGUCCUUGCCUGUGACACAGCUUGUCCUACUACCCUCUCUGCCAGAAAGCACUGCACGUCUUUGUUAAAUGACUUCUGCCUGUCCUGAUUUCCUUCCCAUGGGAAUUGUGCAUCUCUGCCACUGGGCACUUGAGUUAGAAGAAUUGGAUUUCUGGGAUCCCAGUAUGCUCAAGUUAGGAGGAAACUUUAAAAGAUGUUCUUUUUCAGGUAGCAAUGGAAUUAUUUUCUUUCAUUCUUAAAAUUAGUUGGCAAAGAUUUUACAAAUAAAAUACUCAUAUCUUU
This is a messenger RNA of Hipposideros armiger (great roundleaf bat), 1650 nucleotides long. It is a transcript of the gene IFT46, whose product is annotated as intraflagellar transport 46. NCBI's taxonomy places the organism in Eukaryota, Metazoa, Chordata, Mammalia, Chiroptera, Hipposideridae. The record is from RefSeq and is a predicted model, not a curated record. Gene Ontology annotation, cellular component: microtubule organizing center; motile cilium; intraciliary transport particle B. The transcript is spliced from 13 exons. Gene Ontology annotation, biological process: intraciliary transport; cilium assembly. Bases 329 to 1279 code for a protein of 316 amino acids.